Cucurbitaria berberidis CBS 394.84 is the source of this 1458-nucleotide messenger RNA. RefSeq lists its product as uncharacterized. NCBI's taxonomy places the organism in Eukaryota, Fungi, Ascomycota, Dothideomycetes, Pleosporales, Cucurbitariaceae. The record is from RefSeq and is a predicted model, not a curated record. Bases 198 to 1319 code for a protein of 373 amino acids. The transcript is spliced from 2 exons.
AUGUCGACUCAAACGAUGUAUUUUGUAUGUGAAGCCUUGGGUGCAAAGGUAUAUAUGUACGGCCAGCUUUUUCGUCUCGAUCGACCUAGUGAAAUAGAAAGUUUCAAGGUGAAUGAAAGCUCACUACAUCUGCUGGAACUCACAUAUUCAGAGUCCCCCCUAGCUAGCUCAGUUAGACACGAGAGGACUCAGCAAUAAUGUCAUCCCACGAUCUAACCACUGAGGAUGGUAUCCGCGCUUAUCUAAAGGCUGUGGGGAGGUCUAAAGAGGUGGAAGUGACGCUGCUCUCAGGUGGCACUGCAAACUACGUAUACCGCAUAGUUGGCAUUCAUGGCUACAAAAGUAUCUUCAAGCACGCUGCGCCCUACCUUCACAUCAACAAGAGUUUUGCGUUUGACCCCACGCGCAUGGACUACGAAGCUCGAGCUUUGAGCAUUUUCUCACCUGCCAAUAGCGACAGCCCAAUAACACGAAAACUGCCGAAAACAGCUGUGCAUCCUGUGCGUCUGAUAAGUUACGACCAAGAGCGGAAACUUCUUUGUAUUGCAGAUGGCGGAGAUCGGAACCUCAAGAACGCAUAUGACGACUCAAAACUCAAUAUUCGUCUAGUCGGUGAAGAACUGGCCAAGUGGGUUGCCGCUCUGCAUAUGUGUUCAAAAGAGAUAUCGCUCGCAUUACUCGGUCAAGAUCCUACCGCGAGCAACAAUAAGAACAACCCAAUCGCGGUCAAAAUUUACCGCCACUCAUACACCAACCUUCACACAGCACUUUCGCAACAUGGCCACGACACAAAACUCGCAGACCGCAUUAACGAAGAGUUCGGCAGUCUUCUCGAAACAGACGAUGAAUGUGUCUGUCAUGGAGACUUCUGGCCUGGCAACGUUCUCGUAAAGCUGAACACCUCGCAACAGAAGGCAGUGGAUCUCACUAUCGUGGAUUGGGAGAUGGUACGCCGCGGCACCAGCGCCACUGAUGUCGGCCAAUUCGCUGCCGAAGCGUUUCUACUCGAUCGUUUUAGAGGUGGUAGAGGUCUGCUUCCUGCUUUUUUGAACGCAUAUGCUGCAGCUAGAGAAAGUGACAACACGCACAAAACGCUUGGCAAGGGAUGGCUAAGGAGGGUGGCAGUUCAUUGGGCUGUACAUGUUGCUUACUGGCCGACCAGGGUUGCGUGGACGGAUAAAGAAGGGACACAGCAACUAGUGGACAUCGGUGUGGACGUGCUUGAAGGUAUUUUGGAUGACGACUGGGAGAGCCUGCUAGAGUCUCCGCUACUAAAAUGCGUGAAAGAAGGUUGGGCGCCUAUUAUCGCAAAGGUGUGAGUAAUCUAUCUUUGUCAUUAGAUAGGAAGAUUGCGACUGCUUUCGUGAAAACUUCGUCUUAGCUUAGUGCGAGUAGUUGAAGCAAAAAACUUAGACCGUAGACAUGGUGGGAGUCCGGCGAUUUGCUCAUAGAGAUCUC